Messenger RNA from Rhagoletis zephyria (snowberry fruit fly), 674 nucleotides. Lineage: Eukaryota; Metazoa; Arthropoda; Insecta; Diptera; Tephritidae. The record is from RefSeq and is a predicted model, not a curated record.
AUUCGCCAACAAUAUCACCCUCUUACUCCAUUUCAAGCUCAUUGCAGAUGAGCCAAAUGAAGUCCUUCAAUACGGGAAUGAACAGCUUUCAGUCUGAAAACAGUUACGACCUAAGCGUUAAAAGUGACAUUAGCCCGAAUGACAGCUUAAAUCGUUCUCACAGUCACAACAACAACAACUCUAAGGCAUUCAGUCUAAACAACUCAAUGAUCCAUUCAAGCGGUGGCCCCAACAACAACUUUCACCCUGUGACUCGUUCCAGCAGCCAGGACAGCGUCGGCAGUUCGACGCACUCAGAGCCGGUCAUCACUAAAAACCAGUCAACGGAACAGAAGAGCUCUUCAUCGAUGUACAUGAACCUGGUCAACAACAGCAACGGAACUUCAUCGCUCAACCACCGCCAGAUGAUAGCCUCGUACUCGGGCCAGGAAAUGAACUCCAUCUACGCGACACUGCCCGCCAACUCUCGCAUUCGCCAGAAGCAUCAGCAGCAGCAGCAGCUGAUGGAGCAGAAGCCAAACUCCAGCGACAUUAGCUCCUGUUCGAUCAUCAAGUCGCCGGCUAACUCAAAGAACAACAACAACAACACCCGCAAAAGCACUGCAGACUACCUGAUUGAGGGGGAAGAGGAAGACCCGGCGCCCACUGACUACAGCCAGCGCUUCAAGGAGCAG